Molecule: messenger RNA, 2310 nt
Organism: Cyphellophora europaea CBS 101466
Lineage: Eukaryota; Fungi; Ascomycota; Eurotiomycetes; Chaetothyriales; Cyphellophoraceae
Exons: 1
Coding region: 1-2310 (769 amino acids)
Biological process (GO): glycerol-3-phosphate metabolic process
Cellular component (GO): mitochondrion; glycerol-3-phosphate dehydrogenase (FAD) complex
Molecular function (GO): glycerol-3-phosphate dehydrogenase (quinone) activity
Source: RefSeq, a predicted model, not a curated record
AUGACUUCCUCAAUCGCCCGCCGUCGACUUUUGCGUCCCAUUUUCUACUCCGCAGCCGCUGCAACGGUCGCCUCCGGCGCUUUUUACGUUGCCUACCGCCCCAUCAGCGUUCCAGGAUCAGAGGGUGCUCUUGUACCUCUGAAGACCGCCGAAGAUGGAAGUAUUCUCCCUCCUCAUUUUCCUCACCUCCGAUCUCGUGCCACUAUGCUAGCCGAGUUAAAAAGAAGCGGCGGAACCGUGGAAGACGGCGGAAGCUCAAGCCAUGUGAAAGACGAGGCCAAGAAAGGAUGGAAUAGUCUCACCAACAUAGCCAGUUCUGCUGGCAGCAAGAGUAUCGAUACCCUCGAGGAGACUCCGACCUCAGUCUCUCCUCCCGCUGAGGGUGAGGAAUACGACCUGCUCGUCAUUGGCGGAGGAGCUACCGGGACUGGUAUUGCGCUGGAUGCCAUAACGCGCGGCCUCAAGGUUGCUCUGGUUGAAAGAGACGACUUUGCUUCCGGAACUUCCUCAAAAUCGACAAAACUGGUGCACGGGGGUGUGCGCUACUUGGAGAAAGCCGUGUGGGAGCUGGACUACAACCAGUAUGCCCUUGUGCGAGAAGCCCUACGUGAACGCAAGUACUUCUUGGACACCGCACCUCACCUAUCUCAAUGGCUGCCAAUCAUGAUUCCCAUGCAGAAAUGGUGGCAAGCGCCGUACUUCUGGGCUGGAGCUAAGGCGUACGAUCUCCUGGCUGGAAGCGAGGGCAUCGAGAAGAGCUACUUUCUUACCAAAUCGAGGGCUAUCGAAGCUUUCCCAAUGCUCAAGUCCGACGAUCUGGUUGGAGCGAUGGUCUACUAUGAUGGCGCACAUAACGAUUCAAGAAUGAAUGUCAGUCUCGCCGCAACCGCCGGACUUUAUGGUGCCACGAUUGCCAAUCAUGUUGAGGUCACGGAUCUAGUCAAGGAUGCGCAGGGACGUACAAAAGGAGCGUGGGUGAAAGACGUGCUCGAAGAGAAGAAUGGACAAACAGCCAAAAGCUUCAAAGUCCGAGCGAAGGGUGUCAUAAAUGCAACGGGUCCUUUCAGCGACGCCAUUCGCAAGAUGGACGAUGAGAAAGUUCAGGAGAUCGUGGCACCAAGCUCAGGAGUGCAUGUUGUGUUGCCAGGGUAUUACAGCCCACAGCAGAACAGCAUGGGCCUGAUCGAUCCCAGCACCAGCGACGGCAGAGUCAUUUUCUUCCUUCCCUGGCAAGGUAAUACUAUAGCCGGCACGACGGAUGCACCAUGCAAUAUCACCCCACAACCAAUCGCUGGCGAGGACGAGAUCGGCUGGAUUUUGAACGAGAUCAAAGCCUAUCUCGCACCAGGUAUCAAUGUGCGACGAGGAGAUGUGCUGGCCGCAUGGAGCGGUAUUCGCCCCCUGGUCAAGGAUCCUAAAGCGAAGAAUACUCAGUCACUUGUUCGAAAUCACCUGGUAACCCUGAGCGAUAGUGGACUUUUGACGUGUGCCGGCGGCAAGUGGACAACAUAUCGUCAGAUGGCUGAGGAUGCUGUUGAUGAGGCCAUCAAAAUCUUUGGCUUGCAAACUCAAGCCAUCACCACAAAGACCAGGAUCUCCGGCACCGAGAUGAUUAACGACGCAGCACCCCUUGAUGGAACAUGUCAGACCCACCAGGUGCGGCUCGUCGGUGCUCAUGGAUACAGUAAAACAUUGUUUAUCAACCUAAUACAGCACUUUGGCCUUGAAACCGAAGUUGCGAAGCACCUGGCAGAAAAUUAUGGUGACCGGGCAUGGACAGUGGCCGCACUGGCGAGCCCGACUGAAGAAAGGUUUCCCGUUCGAGGAAAACGGUUGAGCCCGCUGUAUCCUUUCAUCGAUGGCGAGGUAAGGUACGCGGUCAGACAUGAAUUUGCGCAACGAGCCGUGGACGUUAUUGCCCGCCGUACGAGACUCAGCUUCCUGAAUGCCCAGGCGGCGCUUGAAUCGCUUCCGAAUGUGAUCGACAUUAUGGGAGAAGAGUUGAGAUGGAGCAGGCAGCGGAAGGAAGUGGAAUGGAAGGAAAGUGUUCAUUUUCUUGCCAGUAUGGGCCUGCCGAAGAGCAAACUGAAUGUCACGCGGAAGGAUGUGGAGUCUGGCAAAGUUGGCUUUGCCAGCGAGUAUGAGAGGAAGUUAUACUCCAGGCACGGUGAGUUUUCACCCACAAAGCUGAUCAAGAAGCGUACUGACGGCCUUCCAGAUGGUCCGGCCGAUACCCUCGAGUCUGAUUCCAAGCUAAGUCAGGGAGAGAACCCUGUGCUGAGCAAGCAAGGAGAGAGGAAGGUCGUCUGA